UUUGUCAACCAUUUUGAGUUGUCACCUUUUAGAAGUAUCUACUGUUCCUUCCCAAUUAGAAUAAUUUUUUAUUGUUAUAAAUUGAUAUAAAGGAUACAUUAUGGGUUUAGCGACUGUUAUUGAAAAUGAAGCCCAUUUCCAAUCGGAAAUGGCAAAUGCCGGCACCAAAUUAGUUGUUGUAGACUUCACUGCCACUUGGUGUCCACCGUGCCAACGGAUUGCGCCGUUCUUUGAACAGCUACCAGCAAAGUUUCCGAGGGCUGUGUUCCUGAAAGUUGACGUAAAUAGAUGCACAGAGACUGCAAGCAGCCAGGGUAUCUCUGCAACACCCACUUUCGUUUUCUACAGAAACAGAACACGGCUUGACCGACUACAAGGUGCUGAUCCUGCUACCUUAGAAAAUAAAGUUAGACAAUUUUAUGGCACAGAAGAAUCCAACGAUGAUGAUAAUGCUGUUGCUGGCCAUAUGGAUUUGGUCACAUUCAUCACAAAGAGUGAAUGUGAGUGUUUGAAUGAGGCUGAUGAUCACCCUCUGACUCAUGCCCUCACUAGCGGCGGUGGAUACCUGGCCAGCGAUUGUGAUGAACAGCUCAUCAUCAACAUUGCCUUUAACCAGUUGGUAAAGCUGCACUCAGUGAAAAUCAAGGGACCAGCUGAUAAGGGCCCUAAAUUUGUAAAGCUGUUCAUAAACCAGCCAAGAACACUUGACUUUGAUCAGGCUGCUGGAAACUCAGCAGUACAAGAAUUGGAAGUAACACCAAGUGAUUUAGAAGGCAAUCCAGUUCCAUUGAGAUUUGUGAAGUUCCAAAAUGUUCAAAACAUUCAACUGUUCAUAAAGGACAACCAGUCUGGUGAUGAGGUGACCCAGAUUGAUCAUCUUGCUUUUUAUGGCUCACCAAUUUCCACAACCAAUAUGGGGGAAUUCAAACGUGUGGCGGGUAAAAAAGGUGAGAGUCACUAGCGACUACUUACCAUGUGUAGACGUACACAAAUAUAAAGAUUCAGUUCAGUGCAAGACUUGACCAUGACUUCAGUGUAUAAUGAAAUAGGUCAGAACAUUGAUUCAACAUAAACUAUCAUUAUUGUGUCAUUUAGCCUAGUUUGCACUACUUUAGUCAUUUAGUUGAGUGCUUAGUACUUUAACAAAAAUCACUAAAAUUGACUAAAACUUUGUUCUUAAAUAUUUUGCUGCAGAAUUACUCACCAGUCAACUAAAUUUCUAAAGCGAUAUGAACUAGGCAUUAUUGUAUUGCUGUCUAUAUAUAUCAGGUUAUUAAUAAUAGUCAAUACAAUAUUUUUAAAUAUUGCCAGUAUGAAAUAAUAUUGAGCACAUUAAAGAAACAUUUGAACAUUAGGAAAACAUAAGGACAAUAUUUAAAUUUGUAUACAAACAGAUCUGUAUUUAUGUCUAACAUAGCAAAUUAAUUUAAUAUUUUGACUAUUUAUACAUGUUCAUGACUUCAUACACUACUGUCUAUAAAAUGUACAAUGAAGCAAAUUCUUCGCAUGACUAUAUAAUUGUAUAUUAUGUAAUAAUUAUAAUUUUGUUUCAUAUAAAAAAUAGUAAUUACCAUUCUGACAAAAUUAAUAUGAUUAUGACAAAACAUAUGUAGGUAUCCUAUAAGAUUAGAUCAUGGGAGUAAUAUUGGUUGCAAAGAUAAUUGUAUGGAUGGUUUAUAUUUGUCAAACCAUAGUCUAUUCUAAAAUAUACAAUUCCGGUUUUAUUUCACACACACAAAAUAUAAAGCUAAAGUAUAACGACAUGGAACACUAUUAACGUUACAAAAUUGAUUUUGUACAAAGUUCCUACAAUGAAAUUGUAGCUGUUAAUUUACAUAAAAUUUUAUUAGUACUAAUUCUAGUCAUGCAAGAAUUUACAUUAAAACCUAGCUGAACUGACUACUCACUGCAUUUUAUUUGUAAAUUAAGUUAUUGUAAAAUGGGAUCACUUCUAAAACUGUGUCAAAACAUAGUAAAUGUGAUUUCUAAUGUAUGUUUCACAUAUUUAUGAAAUACCUAUGAUAACAUAAUUAUUACUAAGUAUAAGGUCAUUUCGAAGGCCACAGUUUGUUAAAUGGGAUUUAAAGAAUAUUAAGAAUUUGUAUAUUCAAUAAAUAAAAAAAAUGUGUAAAUUUAUUUAGUUUAUUUCAGCUUAAUAUUAAUCCUGUUUCAACUCAUAUAUCUGAAUAUAUGCUUCAGUCAGUGUGAUCAUCUGUGGCAGAAUGCUGGUUACAUGGAGAUCUUGCAUUUCAUACCUGAAAUGCAGUAUGUGAUGUUUAGUAGUUAUGGAAAUUAUGAUUAUGUUACACUAUUUAAUAUAUAGGAUCAUAACAAAAUCAAUUGUUAAUUAUUGAUGCACUUCUAAUAUCAUUAUAAACUUUUACAAUCAUUUUAUAUAGCAUAGGAAAUACUGAGAUCACUUUUAUGAAUCUCAGGUCAUUUGCUGUCACCAUAUAAUAAUUAUGAUCCUAUAUAUUUAAUUAUGUCAAAUGGCAUUUCGUAACAUACAUGUCAUAUUUUACCAAUAUUUUAUAUCAUUAAGAAUAAAAGGGCGAUAUUGGAUAUAUGACUUAAAAUAUA
Molecule: messenger RNA, 2580 nt
Organism: Galleria mellonella (greater wax moth)
Lineage: Eukaryota; Metazoa; Arthropoda; Insecta; Lepidoptera; Pyralidae
Gene: Txl
Product: thioredoxin-like protein 1
Exons: 6
Coding region: 101-961 (286 amino acids)
Source: RefSeq, a predicted model, not a curated record